AUGAAGAGAAAACAUACUCCAAAUGAAAUGCAAAACAUUACUAGCUUCUUUGCUAAAAAGAAUCCUACUCCAACUUCUCUUCCACAUCCAACACAAAAUGAACAAACUAUAACUCCACCUCAAGAAAGUGAGCAACUUUCAUCUCCAUCUCAUUAUUCAACUCAAAAUUCCCCUCAAAAUGAACAAGGCCAAUGUUCUCCUAAUGCCCCAAUCUUUGGAGAAAGAUUAAGUGAACAUGAAUUUGCUAAUCUUCCACAAGAUCCAGGAAAGAGGAGAAAAAUGAGUCAAUUUCAUAAAGAUGAUAGAGAUUUAGUGAGAAGAAUUUACAUUCAAAGAAAGCCUUGUCAGCCCAAAGACUUUACAUUUCCUCAAACUUCUAUUUUUGGCAAAAAUCGUCGCUUUUGUGCUAAGUGGUUUGAUACUUGGACUUGGCUUGAGUAUAGUGUGGAAAAGGAUGCUGCCUAUUGUUUCUCUUGUUAUCUAUUCAAGGAUGAAAAUGCCUUUGGAGGUGAUGCUUUUAAACAAAAUUCAAGCAUCACACAAGCCUUAACAAAACAAACCGCUGAGAGUACAAAUGCAUAUAGGACGCGACUUGAAGCUUCAAUUGAAUCUAUCCAAUGGCUUUUACUCCAAGGGUUGCCUUUCCGUGGUCAUGAUGAAAAAGAAAGUUCCUUAAGAAGAGGUAACUUUCUUUCACUUUUAUCCCUUAUUUCCAAAGGUAAUCCUGAAUAUUCUAAAGUUGUUUUCAAAAAUGCUCCUAGUAAUUGUCAACUUACUUCUCCUAAAGUCCAAAAAGAUAUCAUAAAUGCAUGUGCAAAAGAGACCACUAAAGCAAUGCUUGAAGAUAUUGAUGGUGGUUUAUUUUCUAUCCUUGCUGAUGAGUCCGCUGAUGUUUCUGACAAGGAACAAUUGGCUCUUUGUUUGAGAUAUGUUAAUAGAAAGGGAGAAGUGUGUGAGCGUUUACUUGGUAUUGUGCAUGUUGUAAACACUGCUUCUUUGACUCUCAAAACUGCUAUUGAAUCCUUAUUAAUGGAGCAUUCUUUGUCUUUCUCUCAAGUACGGGGUCAGGGUUAUGAUGGGGCAAGUAAUAUGCAAGGUUCUAUUAAUGGCCUUAGGACUCUUAUAGAGAAUGAGUGUAAAGAAGCUUAUUUUGUCCACUGCUUUGCUCACCAACUUCAAUUAACUCAAGUUGCACUUGCUAAAAAGAAUUCAGAUUGUGCUUGGUUAUUUGUUGAUGUACUUGCACCUCUCUUGAAUUUUGUGGGGGGUUCACCAAAAAGGAAAGAGUUUCUUCGUGAAAAUCAAGCUCAAAGAGUGGUGGAUGCAUUGUCUCUAGGUGAACUUGAAACGGGUUCAGGUUUAAAUCAAGAACGUGGAUUAGGUAGACCUUGUGAUACUCGUUGGGGAUCUCACUUCAAGACAAUCUUGAAUGUACUUGAUUUAUUCCCUGUAAUCCUUGGUUCUCUUGAGGAUAUUGCAAAAGUAUCUGAUACAAUAGAUUCUAAUAGAGCUCAAACACUUACAAAUCUUCUGAUGUCCUUUGAUUUUGUGUUCGUGGCACACUUGAUGGUUAGUAUAUUUGCGAUAACAAAUGCUUUGAAUGUGGCCUUACAAAAGCACGAUCAAGACAUUGUGAAUGCAAUGGCCAUGGUUAAUGUAACCAAGACUAAUUUGCAAAAAAUGAGAGAUGAAGGAUGGGAUUCUCAUAGGGAAAAGGUAAUUUCUUUUAUUGGUGACUAUGACAUUGCAGUUCCAGAUAUGGAGGCUAAAUAUGUUGUUCCCGGGAGGAGGUUGUUUAGACGUAAAUGCCCACAAGUGUCUAAUCUACAUCAUUUUCGAGUUGAAGUUUUUUUUGGUGUCAUUGAUCUUCAAUUGCAAGAACUUGAAAAUCGAUUUCCCGAAAUAACUAAAGAACUACUUGUGUGUAUGUCUUGUUUGAGUCCUGUGGAUCGUUUUUCUAAGUUUGAUAAGGAAAAAUUGAUUAAGCUUGCAAAAUUCUAUCCUAAUGAAUUUCCAAGUUCAGAAUUGAUAGUCUUUGGUCAUACACUUGAUAGUUACAUUUGUUCUGUUAGAGGAGAUGAAAGGUUUUGGAAUUUGAAGGGUCUUAGUGAUCUUUCAAUCAAAUUGGUUGAAACGGGAUUGUCUGAAACUCAUGAUAGGGUCUAUUUACUUUUGAAGUUGGUGUUGCUUCUUCCUGUCGCAACGGCAAGUGUGGAAAGGGUAUUUUAUGGCAUGAAGCAAGUGAAAGACAAACUACGAAAUAGCAUGGGAGAUCAAAUGUUGAAUGAUUGUCCAGCAAAGGAUAGGUCAAUCUAUGUUACCUUUUCAAAUGGACAUCCCCUCACUGAAAUGCAGCUUUACAAUUUUUUCAACUGGAAACUUGGAUUAUCUGUAGAAAAAUUAUACAUGCACUACGAUCAUGUUCGUAAGUCUCCCCAAUUUGGUAAGGUAUUGUUUUAUCGACGUUCAUCUGUAUGGAUAGUUUUGCAAAAUAAGGAGGAGAUGCAAUAUUUCGUUGAUCGGAAGAGUCUUUGGUGCAAGAAGUGUAGAGAAAAGAUGGAUGACAAUGUUUCUAUGUGA
Messenger RNA from Chenopodium quinoa (quinoa), 2580 nucleotides. RefSeq names its product zinc finger MYM-type protein 1-like. The record is from RefSeq and is a predicted model, not a curated record. The transcript has 4 exons. The coding region runs from base 1 to 2580 and encodes 859 amino acids. Lineage: Eukaryota; Viridiplantae; Streptophyta; Magnoliopsida; Caryophyllales; Amaranthaceae.